This is a messenger RNA of Cucumis melo (muskmelon), 2133 nucleotides long. Its product is annotated as splicing factor SF3a60 homolog. Gene Ontology annotation, molecular function: RNA binding; zinc ion binding. Gene Ontology annotation, biological process: mRNA splicing, via spliceosome. NCBI's taxonomy places the organism in Eukaryota, Viridiplantae, Streptophyta, Magnoliopsida, Cucurbitales, Cucurbitaceae. Bases 138 to 1664 code for a protein of 508 amino acids. The record is from RefSeq and is a predicted model, not a curated record. The transcript has 12 exons. Gene Ontology annotation, cellular component: nucleus; spliceosomal complex.
UGUGAAAAGAAGAAGAGCGAGCGAACCCCAAAAUUGAAAAGCGAAAUCUGGAGGACCUUUUCUUCUCUUCGCAGCUUCUACACUUACGAGCUCUGGUGCGAAGCUGAUAGCGAAGGAGUAAGGUUGGCAAGUUAAACAUGUCGUCUACUCUGCUAGAGGUGACCCGUUCCUCACACGAGGAGGUGGAGCGACUCGAGCGGCUUAUAGUGAAGGAGCUCCAAAAUGAACCUGCUUCCGGCAAGGACCGUUUGCUACAGAGUCACCGAGUCCGCAAUAUGAUCGACACCAUCAUGUCCACCACCGAAAAACUUAUUGAGAUUUAUGAAGAUAAGGAUAGCGCCAGGAAAGAUGAGAUUGCGGCACUUGGAGGGCAAACUACUUCGGGAACCAACGUUUUUAGUGCAUUUUAUGAUAGAUUGAAAGAGAUUCGUGAAUACCAUAGAAGGCAUCCAGCUGCACGUGUUGUCGAUGUUAGCGAGGAUGAUGGCUUACUGAAAGAGGAACCACAAAUUGAGUUCAGCGGAGAGGAAGCAUUUGGACGGUAUCUUGACUUGCACGAACUGUACAACCAAUAUAUUAAUUCAAAAUUUGGAGAGGCCAUCGAGUACUCUUCAUACCUGGAUAUUUUUUCGCAGCCCCAGAAAAUCUCUCAGAAACUAAAAUUUUCAAGACAAUACAGGGAGUACUUGGAGAAUCUUCUUGCUUAUCUCAUUUAUUUUUUUCAGCGUACAGAGCCCUUGCAAGAUCUUGAUCGGAUAUUCUCAAAGGUUGAAUCUGAAUUUGAAGAGCGAUGGGCUAUUGGUACAAUUGAAGGAUGGGAGAACACUAGUCAAGAUAAUGGCCAUGAUUCUGCUCAGCAUAGUCUUAUUGAUCUUGACUAUUAUAGCUCAGUGGAAGAGCUGGUAGAACUGGGUCCUGAAAGGUUAAAGGAGGGAUUGGCAGCAUUAGGACUGAAGACUGGUGGUACAGUUCAGCAGCGUGCAGAGAGGCUUUUCCUGACUAAGCAUACUCCUCUUCAAUUGCUGGACAAAAAACAUUUCGCGAAACUGUCUCGGCAACCUAUUCAGAAUUGGAUGGCUGUGGCUUCACAAAACAAUGAAAAUUUGAAACAAGUCGCCCUGAUGGAAGCAAAAAUUGAAAAAUUGUGCGAUCUUCUGGAUGAGACGAUUGCUCGGACGAAAGACAACAUUGUUAAGAAGCAGGCCUUAACGUAUGAGGAAAUUGAAGCAGAACGUGAGGAGGAAGAGACCCAAGCUGAGUCUGAAAGUGAUGAUGAAGAACAACAGAUCUAUAACCCACUCAAGCUCCCAAUGGGUUGGGAUGGGAAACCCAUACCUUACUGGCUCUACAAGCUUCAUGGCCUUGGUCAGGAAUUUAAAUGUGAGAUAUGCGGGAACUAUAGUUACUGGGGUCGUAGAGCUUUUGAACGACAUUUCAAGGAAUGGCGUCAUCAGCAUGGAAUGCGUUGCCUUGGUAUUCCAAAUACCAAGAACUUCAAUGAAAUCACAUCAAUUGAGGAGGCAAAAGACUUGUGGAAAAGAAUACAAGAACGACAAGGAGUUAACAAGUGGCGACCAGAUCUGGAAGAAGAAUACGAAGAUAAGGAGGGUAACAUUUACAACAAGAAGACAUAUACAGAUCUGCAACGCCAGGGAUUGAUAUGAGAAUCACAUUUAUUAUGGAAAUCUUUCUCUUGUAAGUUCCAUCUAAAUUUCUGUCUAAUGAGAUAUGGAAGAAAAUCCUUCUUUUGUUCUAUUCUGAGAUAGUGAAUGAGAUUUUCUAAAUCUCUCUUUCAGGUUCCCAUUAUGGUUAAUCUUUGAAGUUUCGGAGGAAUUGUUUUAUCAAGUUAAGAAUAGAGAUUAUGGAAAGCACAAGGAAAUGUAAUGCUUUUAUACAAGCUAAAAUUUUGAGAAAUCUUGUUCUAUUCUUGAGGUAGAAAUGAGUUGAUAUUAUGAUUGUGCUAUUUGAAGUAUGAGAAGAUGUCAAUCGUUCUGCUAUCACCAUCCUCAAUGCAGUUGCUAAUUCGAGCUGUUCUCACCUGUGGCUGUACUAUAUGACACUCCCAAAAUAUGAGGAUGCUUGGAUUUAAUUGACAGUAAAAGAAAGAAUUUUACUGGUUCCUUUUUGGACAAA